CAUUUCAGAUUUGCAUCAUAAAUAGUAGUAGAAAUACACUGCUUCUGCUUACACAUUAUUUGUCCUUGAAUAAUUUCCAUCAGAUGGAAUCUGCUAUCUCCCUACGUUACUGUCCCUUUCCCUACAGCUCCAAAGGAUUUCAAAGUGCAAGUUCUAACAGAUUUCAUCUCAGGUUAAACCAUGCCACACCUCUUUGUGCUCCUCAAUUUUCUGCCACCAGACACCCAGUUACACGUUCAGUUUGGCAUGCGAAUUGCACGUUUGAAAGAUUCUCCCAGCCCACCCAGAAGGAGGGAAGAGGCAGCAAAAUUCUGAGAGGGGUUACAGGAGCUUCUCUUGUGCUGGCAUGUGUUCUUGGAUUGUUUAACUUUAAGAUGAAUCCAAAACUCACCACUGCUCAUGCUUCUUCGUAUGAAGAUUUUAAUUCAUCCAUGUCUGAGAAUGAAUUUGAUCCAUCUCACGUUGAGGGCAAAGGAAGAGAUGCUCUUAAGUCAUUGUUGAAAAUAAUGAAAGAUGCACAAGUUAAAACUCAUGAGAAUGAGAUAAUCCCUUCCCAGUUUAACAAGUAUGGACCUAGCCAAGAACAAGUUAACACCCUUAAGUGUAUUGCUAUUCGUGAAAGCAAAUCUCAGAAGGGACGUGAAGCACUGAAGAAACUGCAAGAACAAUACAUAAACUGCAAGAAUAAUAAUCUUCGUGAGCAAGAACAGUACCUUGGAGUGGCUUUGGUAGAAGUUUUCCUCCUUCUCCAGGAAAAUUUGGAGGAGGCCCGUAAAAUACUUGACGACCAAAUCAUCCAACUGCUUCAAUGCGAGCCUAAAAAGAUUAGCGGUAAGAAGGCUAAUAAGGUAAUCCCAAAAGAGAAAUGUGAUGAACUAUUAAACCUUUACAAAGAUUCUCAAUUUGGGUCAACGAGAGUGGUGACAUCUAAAUGUAUUCUUUACAAGGCCAUUGUACACACAAUGUUGGAAGACAACGGAGCACGGAAAUGGCGUAAUAAGGAAGCACUUGAAUGGAGAAAAACAUUCAUCAAAACAUUUUAAUCAAUCAUACCUUUAUUUUCAUUCCUCUUUCUUUCACUUCACAACAUCAAUAACUUAUCUUUGAUUUAUUAUUUUAAUCUAUUUCAUUUUAUGUAAUCGUUGAUAUUUAAUUAUAUAAUUCUAUAUAUAAUUAAAGAGUAUUCACUUUUGUGGGCUUUUAGCCUUGGAGAAAUAUGGGCUUAGGGAAAACGUGAA
Messenger RNA from Vigna angularis (adzuki bean), 1238 nucleotides. RefSeq lists its product as uncharacterized. Bases 84 to 1043 code for a protein of 319 amino acids. Lineage: Eukaryota; Viridiplantae; Streptophyta; Magnoliopsida; Fabales; Fabaceae. The record is from RefSeq and is a predicted model, not a curated record. The transcript has 5 exons.